Molecule: messenger RNA, 996 nt
Organism: Conger conger (European conger)
Lineage: Eukaryota; Metazoa; Chordata; Actinopteri; Anguilliformes; Congridae
Product: GTPase IMAP family member 8-like
Exons: 4
Coding region: 1-996 (331 amino acids)
Molecular function (GO): GTP binding
Source: RefSeq, a predicted model, not a curated record
AUGGUGGAGGAGAAUGGAGGAGGUUUCAUCAGAUGUAAGAUAUUCCAGAAGCCCGAAUCAGCUUCACCUGGAGGGAUGGAGGGCUCACUGAUGGGGACUCAACAGAAGAUUGAGAAGAAGCAGAAGCCACAGACACUACCUAGAGAUCCACAGGAAAUGGAAGAACAGAUUGACAGCACCCAGGCUGCUGAACUUAUGGAGAAAAUAGAGCAGAUGGUGGAGGAGAAUGGAGCUGGUUUCCUCAGCUGUGAGAUAUUCCAGGAGCCAGAAUCAGCUGCACCUGGAGGGAUGGAGGGCUCCCUGAUGGUGACUCAACAGAAGAUGGAGAGGAAGCAGAAGCCACAGGAAAUGAAAGUGGCUAGGGGUGACCCACUGAACUUGGUGUUGUUUGGGAGGAGAGGAGCUGGGAAGACUUCUGCAGUAAACACCAUCCUGGGACAGAGGGAGUCCAGUGUGGAUCCCAGCCCCUCUUCAGUGUGUAAGAGGAGAGAGGGAGAAGUGUGUGGUCACCUGGUUACUGUGGUGGAAAUGGCAGCAGAUGUUACCUAUGAGACUCGACAAUGUGCCUCUCUCUGUGGAUCUGGAGUUCAUGCCUUCCUCCUGGUCACACCAGCUGGUCCCCUCACUGAUGAAGACAAGGCAGAAAUAACAAGAAUUCAGGAGUUAUUUGGCUCAAGAGUCACUGAUUACAUGCUGGUCCUUUUCAUCCAUGGAAGUACAAUUGCUAAACCUGUUCUUAACUUUCCCCAGGGGAGUAAAGAUACCCAGGAGCUUCUAAAGAUGUGUGGCAACAGGUUCUUUGUGUUCAACAAUGAGGACAUUGUGAAUAACACAAUGGUUCCAGAGCUUAUGAAGGCUAUAGAGGAGAUGAAUAAAGCAACAAAAAGCUACUUUUCCCUGGAUAUGUACUGGGAGGCACAGCUGGAGAGGAAGGACCGGAAAAUAAGAGAAUUAGAAGAACGCAUUGAUGGCACAUUACUGGAGACUGAGGUGUGA